Messenger RNA from Priapulus caudatus, 2041 nucleotides. RefSeq names its product cyclin-dependent kinase-like 1. The record is from RefSeq and is a predicted model, not a curated record. The transcript is spliced from 11 exons. NCBI's taxonomy places the organism in Eukaryota, Metazoa, Priapulida, Priapulimorpha, Priapulimorphida, Priapulidae. Gene Ontology annotation, biological process: protein phosphorylation. Gene Ontology annotation, molecular function: ATP binding; cyclin-dependent protein serine/threonine kinase activity. Bases 352 to 1599 code for a protein of 415 amino acids. Gene Ontology annotation, cellular component: nucleus.
AGCAUGCUCCGUCUUCGUCGUUACAGCUGCUGCUAGCCAUUCGUCGGCGGCUCUGUGGUCUAGAUGGAUGUGUGCGCUUGUUUGUGUCUGUGAUGGCAACACGGCCUCGACAUCACCUUCCUGGCACGUCAACUCUUACUUGCAAUUAUACGCAUUUUACUCGAUAUGUUGGACUCUAGCUAAGAAGUCGAUGCUGGGCUAUAUUAUCUUAGUGAUUAUAGUAUUGAAUUGAAGUGUUUGUGGUAUCCAGGGGAGAACAAUGCCUUCGUGUGUACAUAUUAGAGUGAGUGGACAUGAAAAGAUACAGGCAAGAACAUAGGGAAGUUGUAAGGUAAAUCCUCACUAGUGAAAAUGGAAAAAUAUGAGAAACUGAGCAAGAUUGGGGAAGGUUCAUACGGGGUCGUGUUCAAGUGCAGGAAUAGAGAAACAACACGCAUCGUUGCAAUCAAGAAGUUCAUGGAAUCAGAAGACGAUGCUCUGAUCAAGAAGAUCGCACUGCGGGAGAUUCGGAUGUUGAAGGAUACACAGCGCAGAACGAGGAUCACGCCGCUUGCUGCCUCCUUCCUGACUCCAGGAUACACAGCGCAGGACGAGGAUCACGCCGCUUGCUGGCUCCUUUCUGACUACAGAACACAGAACGCAAGACGAGGAACACGCCGCGUGCAACUGAAACACAUAAACUUAGUGAAUUUAUUAGAAGUCUUUCGGCGGAAGCGGCGACUCCACCUUGUGUUUGAAUACUGCGAGCAGACAUUGCUAAACGAACUCGAUAGGUAUCAGAGAGGGGUGCCAGAGGUUCUGACGAAGAAGUAUAUUUGGCAAGUCAUUCACGCCAUUAGUUUCUGCCACCAGCAUAACUGCAUUCAUCGUGAUGUGAAGCCAGAGAACAUUCUCAUCACGAGGAAUGGCGUUAUCAAGCUGUGUGACUUUGGCUUCGCGCGCAUUCUAACUGGUCCUUCCGCUGACUACACGGAUUACGUAGCCACACGAUGGUACCGGGGACCUGAGCUUCUCGUCGGUGAGACGCAGUACGGUCCACCGGUCGACGUGUGGGCUAUCGGCUGCGUGUUUGCGGAACUGCUCACUGGUCAACCGCUCUGGCCCGGGAAGUCCGAUGUUGACCAACUCUAUCUGAUUAGGAAAACAUUAGGUGAAAUGAUACCUAGGCACAAUCAGAUCUUCGCGACUAAUCAGUUCUUCUACGGUCUCAGCAUUCCCGAGCCAGACUACAUGGAACCGUUGGAGGUAAAAUUUCCAAACAUUAACCAUGCAGCCCUGCAUUUAAUGAAAUGCUGCCUGGUGCUGGACCCCGCACAGCGCGUCCCGUGCAAGGCGCUGCUUGACCACCAGUACUUCGAGGGUCUGUUUGAAUCUCUCACGAACAGGGACAGGGACAGCAACCGGGACGUGACGCCGGCGAAGAGGGACAGCGGUGGUCGCGUGCAGCAGCGCACCGUCGGCCCCGUGUCGCUCGUACAGCAAUCGCUUCUUCCCCAGCUCAACGGCGGAGUAGGCUCGACAAGCUCUUCCCCCGAGCCACGGACCAACAACGCUGCGCGGAAACCCAAGUACGACGAUCACCACUUGCCCAACAUAUGACUGGUCGGCCAAGGAGUGUUCAGUCAUCGUCCUUUGCAGCAACAGCACCAUCACCAGCAACAACAACAACCGCAUGAGCAACAGCAGCACAAUUCGUCCAUCUACCCAUCGGAGAAUCAGUCGAAAUUGUGGUAUACGUGAUACGAGUAGACCUAGUUCUAACGCGAUCACAGACACCUAACUCAACGUAUGUUCCCCGAGUGUGGAUACUGACAGGGGCGCCACUAGAUCGUCACUGUGGCGCCUUUCGAACUACGUGCAAAUCAUCUGUUUUUUACGGAUGAACACAUUCUUAUUAGCUAGCUGUGCGUUUAUUUAGGUGCUCCGUUCGUAUAGCUAAGCAGACUCGUUAUCAUCUGCAGAUAUUUAGCCAAGAUUCGAUAACAAAUAUUUUCGUUCUCCGUUUAUCUAGUUCUCAAUCACCUCUGUCUUGUACGUGAUG